CGAUGUGGAGAAAAUUCUCAAACUUGUGCACAACAAAAAGGGAUUUGAUUCUCAAAUUUAUUCCGAUGGCGUAUCUGUAUCGUUGCUGUACAAAAAAACCGAAAGUACCACUAGUCGAGACAACAGAUGAAGAAAUAAAGGCAAUGUAUGACAGCAACGAGUUGAAAUAUGCUGUUGGAUGUGAUCCGGGUAUGCGUACGUGGAACGCUUCCGUACGACGAUAUUUGCAUACCAAAGAAGAGGUGAAUUUGCGUAUAUCCAGCAAACGAUAUCACUGGGAUGCGAAACAAGGCCGACGUAAUGCAAAAUUCGAACGAAUCACACGAUUGUUUACUUUCGAAGAGCAAGCCGAUCGUAAUCGAAUUGCAGCUAUGAUUGGUGAAAUGCCAUCGCCAAUAGGACCAUCAUGGCGUUCAUACAUUGAACAUCGAUUACGUGUAAUGAAUGAUGGCAUUGAAACAUAUUCAACCAAACAGUAUGCACGCUUGGGACUGGACAAGCAUAUCGAAUCGGUUCGUGCAAUCGACAAGACGGCAUGCAAAAUGGUUCACAAUCAACCAUCAAUCUUCUACAUGGGAGCCAGCGGAUCAAAACCAGCUAAUUCGCCGAUUAAGAUCAAGAAACAUGUCCAGGCACACGGAAGCUGCUUGCGGCCAUUAUGAAACGUGGCAAUUGCAUCAUUCGAAUGGUCGAUGAAUACAUGACAUCACAACAUUGUCCAUUGUGUUUCAAACGAUUUCCACAACAAACUCGACGUGAUCGAUACAAGACAUGUGUGGGUUGUGUACCAAAUCCAGUUGUUGGCUUACCAACACUCAUUGUAAACAAUGUGAGCAAACGAUUACUACAAAUGAUUUUAAAACUCAAAUGAUUCAGCCAGUUUUGGCGGUGAAUAAAGAUUAUUAUUAUUAUUAUUAUUAUUAAAUGCGACGAAAAAUUGAAUGAAUGUGGCGCGAGAUGCGUGAUA
Molecule: messenger RNA, 967 nt
Organism: Contarinia nasturtii (swede midge)
Lineage: Eukaryota; Metazoa; Arthropoda; Insecta; Diptera; Cecidomyiidae
Exons: 2
Coding region: 3-662 (219 amino acids)
Source: RefSeq, a predicted model, not a curated record